Molecule: messenger RNA, 510 nt
Organism: Penicillium nucicola
Lineage: Eukaryota; Fungi; Ascomycota; Eurotiomycetes; Eurotiales; Aspergillaceae
Gene: arp1
Product: scytalone dehydratase arp1
Exons: 3
Coding region: 1-510 (169 amino acids)
Biological process (GO): melanin metabolic process
Molecular function (GO): scytalone dehydratase activity
Source: RefSeq, a predicted model, not a curated record
AUGUCUCCUGCCGUCAAGAAUACUGAGCCUAACUUGGACAUUAGUUUCCAAGACUACCUCAUCCUCUCGAAGCUUGUUUUCGACUGGGCUGACAGCUAUGAUGCCAAGGACUGGGACCGCCUGCGCGGUAUCAUUGCCCCAACCCUGACAGUCGACUACACCGAGGUCGGUCUGAAGAGAUGGGACGACAUGUCCGCAUCGGACUACAUGGCAAUGGUCACCCACCCUGGGUUCUUGGGAGACAUGACCAUCAAGACUCAGCAUCUGCUUGGCCAAACCUGGUGGGAGAAGGUCUCCGACACCGAGGUCAUCGGCCACCACCAGCUGCGCGCUGCCCACCAGGUUUAUGAGACUCCCGAGCUCAAGACUGUCAAGCUGCGUGGCCAUGGACAUGCCACUAACGAGCACUACUAUCGUAAAGUCGAUGGUGUGUGGAAGUUCGCCGGACUCAAGCCGACUGUUCGCUGGAACGAGAAGCGCUUCGAUGACGUUUUCAAGGGUCUUAGCUAG